AGAGAGAGAGAGAGAGAGAGAGAGAGAGAGAGAGAGAGAGAGGACUUAUUGGUUUUUGCUGUAUCAUUUGGUGUUCUCGUUUUUUGGAUGGGAGAGAGGAGAGAUGGGAAGGGGAAAGAUUGAGAUUAAGAAGAUAGAGAAUGCAACUAGCAGGCAGGUCACAUUCUCCAAACGUCGGGCUGGUUUGCUCAAAAAGGCGCAGGAGCUCUCUAUAUUAUGCGAUGCGGAGGUUGCGCUCAUUAUUUUCUCGAGCACUGGAAAACUCUUUGAAUUUCCUAGUUCUGGCAUGAAGAAAACACUGGCCAGAUACAACCAAUGCUCAGACAGCUCAGAGUCCUCCCUUGUUGAGUGCGAUUUUGAGAUGCAACAAGUAAAGGAGGUGGCAGUUUUGAGGGAAGAAAUUGGGAAGUUGCAAAUGGCACACAUGCACAUGAUGGGUAAAGAACUCUUGAAUUUGAGUUUGAAGGAAUUGCAACACCUUGAGAAUAUGCUAAAUGAAGGGAUAACUUCUGUGAAGGAUAGAAAGGAGAAGUUACUGUUGGAGCAACUUGAGCAAUCACAAUUAAAGGAACAAUGCGCUGUGAGGGAGAAUGAGAUUUUGCGGAAGCAGGUAGAGGAUCUGCGGGGUCUGCUGCCAGGAACUGAAAGAUCAGUGACAAAAUAUCUUGAUUUUCAUCCCGUUGAAAGGAAAGUUUCCCAUACGAAGCCAUUGCUCCCUAACCUGAGUGCAUUAUUUAAGUGCACAUUUGAAAAGGCAGAGCAUUCUGACACUUCUUUGCACCUGGGUUUGCCGGAUAUCUACUGCAAGAGGAAAGCAGUAGAGAGAACAACAUGUUCUAAUGGUGAUUCAGGAUCCCCAAUGCCUCCGUGGGCAUAAGUGAUGUAGCUCUUCCAGCGCUGUGACAAAGUUUAGGUCUCAGAAUCUCAGUCUAUUGUUGGCAUGCAUGAUUCUGUGCUUGGAGUUCCAUUGAAUUUUGAAGCAUCAUCCUUGAGAGGCUUUUGCAUGGCAACAUCAUUGGCCCUGGAAGAAUUUCAACACAAUUUUAACUAGCACAAGUGCUUUCCCUUUUUCUUGGGCUUGUAGUUCACCAAGGUGUCUUGCAUUGGUGAAAGUUUGGAUGGGAGAGAAUACUAUUUUGUAGCAUGAGAUGUCAUAGGAUGGAUACUGUUCUGUCAUGGCUUUUACAAAUACUCAGAUCUUUUGCAUGUCUUCAAACUUACUUCUUUUGUCAAAUAUUAUGUGGAAGGAUUAUGUUAUGGUACAAAUACAUGUGAGUAUUUAUUAAA
This is a messenger RNA of Amborella trichopoda, 1287 nucleotides long. The record is from RefSeq and is a predicted model, not a curated record. Lineage: Eukaryota; Viridiplantae; Streptophyta; Magnoliopsida; Amborellales; Amborellaceae.